Notothenia coriiceps (black rockcod) is the source of this 1873-nucleotide messenger RNA. RefSeq names its product bone morphogenetic protein 3B-like. Gene Ontology annotation, cellular component: extracellular region. Gene Ontology annotation, biological process: positive regulation of osteoblast differentiation. NCBI's taxonomy places the organism in Eukaryota, Metazoa, Chordata, Actinopteri, Perciformes, Nototheniidae. Bases 113 to 1498 code for a protein of 461 amino acids. The transcript is spliced from 3 exons. The record is from RefSeq and is a predicted model, not a curated record. Gene Ontology annotation, molecular function: cytokine activity; growth factor activity.
CCGUGAACCGUGGAGUGCGGGUCUGACACGGAUUACCUGGAUACCGGCUCUAAAUCUGGGUGGGCAUCAAGCUGAAAGGCAGCUCUUCUUUUUUCCACAGUUUCUAUUUUUAAUGGAUUCAUUUCCUACAACUUCCACCAUGGCGAGCAGGCUUCUUCACACUCUGCAUUUGUUACUCAUUUUGGAGUCGAGCUGGGGUAAAAUCGCGUCUGAGGAUUUUGUGGACGCCGUGCGUAAAGGUGCUGAUGUCCCACUGGCUGAAGAGCAGCGCGUCUUUGCGCACGAAGGCACCAAACGGGACAUGGUCUCCAUCAACAUGUUCAAAGUGUACGAGAAGUACAGCAAAGAGCCGCCGAGCCAGAGGGAGGCAAACACCGUGAGGAGCUUUAAAGCUGUCCCGAGAGUCGUGCAUGGCAAAGACGUGUUCCAGUUCAACCUGUCCUCCAUCCAAGAAUCAGAGCUUGUUCUCCGCGCCUCUUUCCACUUCCUUCACAAGCGUCCACGCCACCACCAGAGACAGUGGCAUCUCCGAAAGCCUCGCCAUCCGUCCUCCGGCCCCCAACACUCCCCCUCCCCGAAUAUCCUCUUCCGCGGAUCAUCCCCGAACUCAGCUUCUUCCACACCGCUGGGAAACAUAACUCUGGCUGCUUUCAAGAAGGGCUCUUGGCAAUCGGGGGAUGUAACAACGGUGGUGAAACACGCAAAGGAUGUGAAAGAGCUUGUGGUUAUGGUGGACUUUGACGUGGAGCUUGGGGCACCUCCGAGGCAACAGAAAAGCCCUCAAAGCCAGGAGCGCCUCUCUUCGGCCAACAUGCCGUAUAUUUUGAUAUACGCUGAUGACAGAGCGAUAGAUGAGCCUAACAGCGUGGCAUUGUCACUCCAACGAUACGGACCUUUCCCCGUAGCGGAGGAGGCAUCUUCCUCAGCUUCUCCAGCCUCGAGGAUUCGGCGAGACCUUCAUCAACAGCUCCAAACCAACAACAUCCCCAAGAUGCAGUACAACACCUUGAAGAACCACGAACUCUGGCAGAACACUUAUUUCCCGGCGAAAGCCAAAGCGGCAGUGACGCCAGGGAGGAAGCAGGGUCAGGAGAGCAGCGAGGGCCUGGGAAAGCCUCAGGUGCUGAGCUUCGAUGAGAGGACGAUGAAAAAGGCCCGGAGGAGGCAGUGGAGCGAGCCCAGGGUUUGCUCCAGACGAUACCUCAGGGUGGAUUUCGCCGACAUCGGCUGGAGCGAGUGGGUUCUGGCGCCGAAGUCGUUUGACGCGUACUACUGCGCCGGGGCCUGUGGAUUCCCCAUCUCUAAAGUGGUGCGUCCUUCCAACCACGCCACCAUCCAGAGCAUCGUGCGAGCGGUGGGGAUCGUCCCCGGUGUUCCCGAGCCGUGCUGCGUUCCCGACAAGAUGAGUCCCCUCAGCGUCCUCUUCCUGGACACCAGCAGGAAUAUGGUGCUGAAGGUUUACCCCGGCAUGUCUGUGGAUACCUGCGCCUGCCGGUGAAAACCAAUGGAAACUCUGCAUUAAAGAGGACAGCAGUGAGUGAGGAUAAACUGAUACGACUUGGAGGACUCAGGAUUUCUGGAGUCUCUGUUCGAGAACUCUUCUGUGAAUCUUUUCCUACUCUGUCAAGAUUCGACUUUGAACCAAGUUUUUCCUGCUUAUCUAAUUAUUUCUAAAGACUUGUUCCCCUCAACGAAAGCCACCUUUAUUUCUUCUUCUCCCUUCAUCCAAAAGCAGUUGAAUAAGUGCACUUAGUAAAUACUUUAAUACUUCUUCUCCACGUCCCAAACACAUGAGUUGUCACUUAAAGGUGGGGUAGGUAAGAAUGGAGAAACCAGCUCGAGUGCGCUAGAAUUUGAAAAUACACAACCGGAA